AUGCGUUUCUUCGUCGAUACCGGUGCCGAGGUCAGUGUGCUGCCUGCUUCCCCAUCUGAUAGGCGCCGCCCGGUCCUGUUUCAUCUCACCGCAGUCAACAGCACCACCAUUCCAGUCUUCCGACAGCAGAUCCUCCGCCUCAAUCUAGGACUGCGCCGAAGCUUCUCUUGGCUGUUCUUAGUUGCCGGCGUCGGUCAAGCGAUUCUGGGUGCAGAUUUCUUGCAACACUUCGAUCUCACGGUCAACGUUCUACACAAGAGACUUCUCGACUUGACAACAAACCUUUCCGUCUUUGUCAAGAGCGCCCCGUCGUCUUCCGUCGUGGCCUCCACUUCUACCCUUCCUGCCAUGACGUCGCCUUAUGCCUCCAUCCUGAGGGAGUUCCCUUCCCUCACUCAGCCGCCGAAUUGGUCAAGGCCUGUAGCUCAUGAUGUGGUCCAUCAUAUCUGCACCACUGGACCACCCGUAUUCGCACGACCACGACGGCUAGCGCCCGAAAAACUCAAAAUCGCACGCAUCGAGUUUGAGCACAUGCUCGUCAUCGGUGUCGCACGGCCCUCUUCGAGUGAUUGGUCAUCUCCAUUGCACAUGGUGCCAAAGAAAACCGGAUAUUGGCGCCCAUGUGGCGAUUAUCGGGCACUUAACAUCGCCACAGUUCCCGACCGCUACCCUCUACCACGCUUGCAGGAUUUUACGGUCAACCUGCACGGCGCCACACUGUUCAGCAAAAUCAACUUAAUGAAGGCCUAUCAUCAAAUUCCCGUCGCACCCGAAGACGUCAAAAAGACAGCGAUUACCACCCCAUUCGGCCUUUUUGAAUUCCAAAGGAUGCCUUUCGUAGUGACGCCACACUGGCUCACCAUUUUGAAUUCCAAAGGAUGCCUUUCGGAUUACGCAACGCGGCGCAGACGUUUCAGCGAUUUAUCCAUUCAGUCACAAGAGGCCUUCCUUUCGUCUUUGCUUACAUUGACGACAUUCUUGUCGCAAGCUCGACCCCCGAGGAGCACGCAGACCAUCUCCGUCAACUCUUCACUCGCCUGGACGCCCAUGGCAUUGUCAUAA
Molecule: messenger RNA, 1062 nt
Organism: Ornithodoros turicata
Lineage: Eukaryota; Metazoa; Arthropoda; Arachnida; Ixodida; Argasidae
Exons: 1
Coding region: 1-1062 (353 amino acids)
Source: RefSeq, a predicted model, not a curated record